Oppiella nova is the source of this 1587-nucleotide messenger RNA. The record is from the annotation of a GenBank genome assembly. NCBI's taxonomy places the organism in Eukaryota, Metazoa, Arthropoda, Arachnida, Sarcoptiformes, Oppiidae.
UGAUCAAAAUUCUCGUCCAAUCAAAUCACUGAUCUAAUGGAGCCUCAGUUUGUGGUCGAAAGGGAUUGCAGUGCUUUGGGAGGACUCUUCCAGAUCAUCAUCAAUGACAUGAAGUCGGGAACCGGCAAUUGGGAUGACUUCGUGGUUAAGGCCAACAAAUUUCAUACACAACUCAAAGCGACCAUAUCUGCUUCGACAGCAUUUCUCGAUGCCUUCCAGAAGAUCGCUGAUAUGGCCACCAGUACUAGAGGCGGCACUAAAGAGAUCGGAACCGCUUUAACGCGUCUAUGUCUUCGUCACCGUUCAGUUGAAGCGCGCCUCAAGACAUUCACGUCGUCUAUAAUGGAUUGUCUGGUUCUGCCCCUUCAGGACAGGAUUGAAGAGUGGAAGAAGACUUGCGGACAGUUAGACAAAGAGCACUCCAAAGAAUACAAGCGAUUGCGUCAAGAAUUGAAGAAAAAGCAAACCCUUGACCCCUCACACGCCUUAUACGCCUCCACUUCUAAUACAUUGAGAUUAAAGAAACACGUGAGGAAUAAAAUGAGAAUGGAUUCCAACAAUUGGAAUAGUCUUCACUCGAUGUCCAGAUCUAUGGACUCAAUGGAAGCAAAUGAAAAGCUCUUCAUAUUUGAGGAGAUGGAGAAGAAGGCUGUCCGUCGGGCACUCAUUGAAGAGAGGAGUCAUUUCUGUUUGUUUGUCAACUUUUUGCGUCCAGUGGUUGAGGAAGAGUUAGCAAUGCUUCAGGAGGUGACACAUCUCCAGGAAAUACUGGACUCUCUGUGCAAAAUCACUGCCGAUCCCUACUCUCUGCCCACUGCCAGUGAAUUAGUCAUAUCGGACCUAAGACUGAGCACAUCGGAUACGGUAGCCUUCUCUCUACAGACACCUCCCAGCAGUCCCUCGUCUUUCGGUUCCCGCAAAUCCAGUAUGUGUUCGAUCAGCAGUUUUAACAGCUCUUCAAGUGGUAGCACUCACUCGCCUUCCCAUCACUGCCGAUACCGUUCCCUCUCACAGGUUUCGAGUCUCUCUGAGCAAAGCAGUGGCAGUACUUCGAGCACAUCAAGCAUUCCGGCCUCUAAUAAACGUAAUGAUCCCACCCUUAGAUCCCAUAAUAUGGUUUCCAUUCUUAACACUCAAAACAAUCACAAUUCAACUACUAUUGUAGUGCAAACCCCCAACAAUCACAGCAUUACUGAUAGGCCAGACCUUCCGUCUCGCGCUGUCAUCCCAGACAAGCCUUCAAUUCCGACCAAACCAUACACUUUUAACUGCGGCUCAAAUCAAUGCCAAACCACUAGUGAUUCGUCCCUAUACUCAGAAUCGCAUCCUAUAUAUGCCAACUCUUUGGAUCUAAUGAAUGAUGAGUCGAAUGUCGCCUGUUCUGAGGGAUCCAUUACUCCGACAAAUGCCGACAGAUCUAACAGUCCUACGAAUGAACUCUUAUCUCAAAGCAAAAGCUCUUUAAGUGCGUCCACUCUAACCAUUACCCGUUCAUCGAAACCUCCGCCUCCGCCCCCUCAGCGGCGCACGUCUACCCUCUCCAACCCAAACGCUAUAACUUUAGGCACUUUGAAGACCGCUGGCUAA